AUGUCAGGACCAAGGCCCGUGGUGCUGAGUGGCCCCUCCGGAGCAGGGAAGAGCACUCUGAUGAAGAGGCUGAUGAAGGAUCAUGAGGACGUCUUUGGCUUUAGCGUGUCACACACAACAAGAAACCCUCGACCAGGAGAGGAAGAUGGCAAAGGGUUGAACAAGCUCCCCAUGCUUCUGGGGGCUACUUUACUGCCCGUAGCAGCCGUCUUUUCCUCUGAAGACUUAGACUUGUCAACCUCAUUUUCGUGUCCAAACGAAUCAGAAACCACAGAUAAAGACUACCACUUCACAACGAAAGAGGCCAUGCAGGAGGGCAUUGACAAUGGAGACUUCAUCGAAAACGCAGAGUUUUCCGGGAACAUGUAUGGAACGAGUAAAGCUGCCAUAGAAGACGUGCAGGCCCAGAACCUAAUCUGCAUCUUAGAUGUGGACAUCCAGGGGGUGAAGAGGAUUAAAGAGACUGACCUGAACCCUAUCUACAUCUCCAUCCAGCCUCCCUCCAUGGAGAUCCUGGAAAAACGUCUGAGGGACAGGCAGACGGAAACAGAGGAGAGUUUACAGAAACGCCUGGAGGCAGCACGCAUCGACAUGGAGCUCAGUAAGGAGCCUGGAGUGUUUGAUGUCGUUAUCAUUAACGAUGACUUAGAGAGGGCCUAUGAGGAGCUGAAGGACAUCCUCAAUGAAGAAAUCCAAAAAGUUCAGGAAGCCAAAUCAUAA
Molecule: messenger RNA, 720 nt
Organism: Morone saxatilis (striped sea-bass)
Lineage: Eukaryota; Metazoa; Chordata; Actinopteri; Moronidae
Gene: guk1b
Product: guanylate kinase 1b
Exons: 8
Coding region: 1-720 (239 amino acids)
Cellular component (GO): cytosol
Molecular function (GO): GMP kinase activity
Source: RefSeq, a predicted model, not a curated record